UGUUGGUGUUGCAAGUGCUUUUAGGUUAAAUUACUGCGUCUUUUUUGCUCAAGGUUGAUGUGCGUGUAAAUUUCAGCAAAACAACAACAACGCAAUAGCAAGAAUGCCAACUGAAUGCGAAUUCCUUUUUUUGUUCUGAAAAUCGAUAAUUGUGCGCUUGAAAUUCCGGUUUCGUAUUAUUAUACAACACUAGAAGUUGUCGAAAGUAAAUUAAAUUGAAAAGUUUGAAUUGAAAAUAAAUAAAAAGAACUAAAAAAUUCAAAUACAUAAAUCUAUUUCGUGUGUAUUUUCGAGCUGCUACAAAAUUUUUCUCAAAAUUUCCGCUAAAAUCCAAAAGCUACUAGAAACAUCGCAAUAGAAUUUUCCACCACCACCACCACCAACAAUAGGCGGCCAGAACAACAAGAACAGCAAAAGCAAAAGCAAACUACACAGGGUGAGUGUACGGCCAGCAACAACCCCACUGCCCAGUGCCACGAAAAUUGAGCGCCGCUCACCACCCAAGAAACUACCUAAUAAAAUGAGUCAGAAAAUAGAUGCGGGAAGGGUGCAUAAAUAGCGGUUCGUACAGCAAGCGACCAAGCAGCUGUGCAAUCAAGUAAUCGCACAGUCGAAUUUCGGGCGAGCAAUCGCCACGUACAAAUUGGAGCAGUCGUUGACAGAACGGUCAAGCUCAAUAGACGAAUGAGGUGAGCAUACUGGCAGCAGCGGUCAAGCAAAACAGGCAGAGGAAGUGUGCUAAGAGCUUAAUGCGCGCAUUGGUGGUUGCUCAUACGCCACCCACACCAUUGAGAGAGGGGAAAAACGGCGCAACAGCUAAGACAGCUGUUAACAAGCAGCAGCAAAAGUGACAGUCAUAAAAUAUUCAAAUUUAAAAUAUCAAAAAUUGCGAAAUUCAUGAAAGAAAUAUUUAAAAUAAGAAAUACUAAAUAACUUGGUGAAAAUCAAUGAAAUUCAAAGUUCUGCGUAAGGCGGAGAGUUUGCGGAAAGUUUUUUAGUGCUCAUAAAAACACACAACUAUAAAAAAUACCUAUGAGUUUAUAAAAAACUAAGAACAAAUAAAAAAUUGAAAAGAUAACAAACUUAGUUUCGAAAAUUAAUAAAAUAUUUAAUAAUCAGCUUAGGCGCAAAAAUUAAUAAAAAUAAAAUAAAAGGAAAUAUGAAAAAUUGGUGAACUCUAACAUAUGGCAACAACAUUUCCAGCAAAAUAAGAAAUAUACUAACGAAAAGUCAAUUAACAAAGGCAAAACAAAGUGAGAAAAAAAACAAAAAUCUCGGAAGCAACAAGCAAUUUUCUUAUGACACAAAAUUUUACAAUAAAAAUCGAAAGUAAAAAUCAAAAAAAUAAAACGAAAUUAAUACCCGUAACUGCAAAUCUAAACUUAACGCUUUAAUAAGUGAAAUUCUUGGGGCAAUAAGCAAAAACAAUAACAAUUAAUAACAACUGCAACACACUUCAGAUCAGCACGCCAAAUAAAACAGCAGCAACAACAAUGCGCCCCACCGUAUUGUCCAAUGCGAAUGCGAGCGCCGCAGCGGGUGUUGGCGGGGGCGGCGGUAGUACAGCCGGCAACACCACCAAUGGCAUUAACAUACCCGUGCAACACGAUUUCGGCAACGGCGGCGGCGUGCACCCGCAAGCAGCCGGCUACUAUGCUGAUCCCAAUGCAGCCGCAUAUGGUUCGCCACGACAACAACAACAAUCACCACAACAACAAUCAUAUCAUGCGCAGCAGCAAGCGCCACAAGCGGCUCAACAACAACAUCCACACCAGCAAAUUCCACAACAUUUUCAGCAGGGCUUUGGUUUCGAACCGGACAUGGACAUGGAUAUGGACAUGGACAUGUUUCCACGCAGCCGCCUGGGUCGCAUGCAUGACCCAUUCGGAAGUUUCAAUAACUCACAUUUUGGCUUUCCGCAAUUCAAUUCGCUAGGACGCCGGCGUGCUGCCGACCACAUGGGUCGUGAUGAUGACUUCUUCAAUCGCCUGCCUUCCGAAUUCCGCCAAUACAUACCCGAAGGGUUUGGCCACAGCAGACGUGGUGAAAGUGCUACUUUGCCACGCCAACAUAGCUCUCAGCAUUCGCAACAGGUGCCAGUACAGGGUGGUGGACCCGCUUACUAUCAGUCAUUUGUUCCCUCCUCACCGCCCAAUGGCGUACCACAAUCGCCUUCGAAAAAGCUUUGCGAUGCCGCCAUACAAACCGAAGAUCCCAUUGUUCGUUCAGGUGGCGAUCAAGUGGACAGCGCUGCACCGCCAGCACACGGUGAUAACCUGAAGCAGCAUGGUCUGCGCAACACAGUCGACAUGGGUGUAAAGUCCGCAUUGGAGUCGGAUCAAGGUACUCGUGCACAUUCUGCGCCACCCCAAGAGCAACAGCAACAGAUCCCAGUGAAUGGUAAGCGUCAGACACCGCCGCCACAGGCUGGUCACUCGCAAUUUGGCACACAAACUAGUCCACACGUGCAGGCUGGCACCACUACUGGCCAGCAACCCCAGUUCAAUAAGGCAUACUAUGCACCACAACAACAACCACAUCCACAACAACGACAACAGACACCACCACCGCCGCAAACUCCAGGCGGCAGUUAUGUGCGCACCAUACCGAUCUUUGUCGAGGGUCGUUCCGAGCCGAUCAUUAACGCUCACAAGGAAAUACCGAAUCAAAAUAGCGCGCCUGGUCAAUCGCAGGCAACAGCCAGUGCAUCAGCCAGGGCACAUGUGCCACCACAACCCCAACAACAGCCCCAACAACACCGUCCCACUCCACUCAAUACUCAGCAACAGCAGCAGCCACAGCAACAGCAAACCGCUGCCGCUGCUGGCGUGCCACCGCAAACACCACACACGUUGGACUCGAUCAGUAAAAUUCAAGACAUUCAACGUGAUGUGCUCGAUCUCAUGGGAAAAGUUGAGAAGUUCACUGGCACACGCCAAGACAAAGAAUAUGCCUAUCUUGAUGAGAUGUUGACACGCAAUCUACUCAAGCUGGACACAAUCGACACGAACGGCAAGGACAGCAUACGUUUAGCACGCAAGGAGGCCAUCAAAUGCAUUCAGGCUUCGAUCAAUGUGCUCGAAGCGAAAGCAAACGAGAACAGCAAGGCUGCUGAACAGGCAGCAGAGGGUGGUGCACCGGCUGAAGAGCCAAUAACCGCCGCAGCUACAGAACCAGUGCAAAUGAACGAAGCUGCGACGCGAAAGAGUGCGUCGAAAGAAAAAGUCGAGGUAGUUUCAGAGACGGCUGCAGCAGAUUCCGAGGCCGAGCCGGCCGAUGCAAAACAAAUUCAAGCGCCCAUACCGUUGCCACCACCAGAAGGCAUGCAAGCAAACGAGGCAUCCGCUACCAGCGAGGCAAAUAGUACAGAGUCGAAGGAGUCCGGUGAGCCAGCUGCGGAGUCAAAAAUCGACGAAACGGCGGAAACUAACACCAGCACCAUAGCUGUGGAAGGCAAAACAACUGAGGUGUCGGCGAAGGAUGGGACUGAGUUGAGCAAAUGAUGAUUGGAGCAGCGCAUUUCCUCCGGUGCCGUGAGGUCCUCCUAUUCAACCACAUUUUUAAAGCGUUUACAUAGCAUCACCAAACGAAAGUCCUAAAAAACUUAGUUUCAUACAUCAAAAUAAAUGUAAAAUUCGUUGUGUUAGAAAUUUAACGAAAAAUUAAGAAAAAAAAACAUACUUACCUAUACGUUUUUAUUUUAUGCCACAAAACAUUUUAGAAAAUACUGAAAGGAAUGCUGCUGCUUAACGAGCGCAGUAUUUUAGAGGAAGGCAAAAAAUAUUCGCAUGAAUGCCCAAAUACGCUGAGGCCAAAACUGAAUCAGCCGGCGGAUCGGCGGGCAUUGCGUUUUGUUGUGCGAAAAUUAAUUAUAAAUAAGAAUAAAAAUAUAAUAUUUAAAAUUGAA
Messenger RNA from Anastrepha ludens (Mexican fruit fly), 3907 nucleotides. RefSeq names its product BAG domain-containing protein Samui (gene stv). Lineage: Eukaryota; Metazoa; Arthropoda; Insecta; Diptera; Tephritidae. Gene Ontology annotation, molecular function: protein-folding chaperone binding; adenyl-nucleotide exchange factor activity. Gene Ontology annotation, biological process: protein stabilization. The record is from RefSeq and is a predicted model, not a curated record. Gene Ontology annotation, cellular component: cytosol; nucleus; cytoplasm. The coding region runs from base 1494 to 3503 and encodes 669 amino acids. The transcript has 4 exons.